UAAAACCAGUGUUCUUGCACUUAUCCAGCUUUGUAAACCAGUUUCAACCAGCUUGGUCUUCUUUUUAUUUUAAUGGUUUUCUGACAUUCUACCUACCUUGGACAAAUUACCUGCACCAGACAAAAUAAUCUUGCAGCACUGCAAGCACUGUAGCAUCUUUCAUCACCUGAUGAAUUACUUGUGAGUAAAAUGUAUUAUUAUUAACAGUCGUAUAAUCGAAAGGGGUGCCUGUGGAUCGGUUGAUAGAGUCAAUCAGUUUCCUAUCAGAUGAAUGGGAUUAGUCAAAACUGGUGGACUGUAUACAUAUCAGCUUUAGCCAUCAGUGUGUGAAUGCUGUGUGAGUGGGUUAGUGUGAAUUUUAUAUACGACAGAUUUGAGUGGUCAGAAGACUAGAAAAGUGCCAUAUAAACACAGUCCAUUUAUCAUUUACUUCUUGUAGACUCCAAAUGCUGGCAGUCUGAUGUGUCUGCAGCUGCCUGCCUCUAAUGCUCUACUACCAGGAUGGAAAUGGCACAGAAGACAGAUGGAAUCCUGUAGAGCAGCACGAGUUUGGCAGUUGUUUUCAUCUAGAAAAUGGAGAUAAAGUUGUAUGUAGGGUGUGUCUAUAUAACCACUUUACCAAGGCAGUGUGGGACAACCUCGAUGUCAACCUGUAAUGCUGGUGAUGCUACUCUCCCACCAGCAAACCACACCUACCAGGUAGAUGGUGUGCUUUUUAUAGCGAGGUUCUACAUACUAAGAGUCUGACUGCUUAUAAGGUAAUGAUGCUGUUCUUCAGCAGUAUUGGUAAACUCUUGCUCAGCUGGAACAACAGGUGUACACUGGUUUAAAGUUUAAUGAGUAUACAGUUACAGUGUAGCCUCAAGCUUGCCCAUAAAAACAUAAUACACUGAGAAAAUGUGUGCGCAGCUUUAUGUACUCACGCAAAUGCUGUAAAAUCGAGGAGGGCCUUUUACAUUUGCACUUUGAGACUCUUUAGUGAGAGUUUAUUUUUCAAGUAUUGCGUUUCAUUGUCUCAGUUGCCAAUCCUGCCUUCUUUUAGCACUCUAGGUUCUAGUUUUCAUGUGUGAUAUUUUAAGAUAUUUUACUGUCAUUAUAAAAAAACUAACUUUGAACAUGCCAUGCAGACUGACAAAGCUACAGCUUCUUCAUGUCUGGACAAUAAUAAACCUGACCUCUGACCUCCUGUGAUCUCAUGAGCAGAGACGAUGUUCUAUUUUUAUUGGCGGGCUGUCCAGAUUUCGUGUUUUACCCCUGUCAUGAGGGCCACAAAGAAGAGGCAGGGUGACACAAUAAUCCUAAAAACACAACAAUUCUGGUUUAAUCUCUUGGUGAUACAUUAAACAAUAUAGAAGUUGAGGUUUUAGCAGACCACCUCAGAUAUCAGGGUUUACUUCAAAUCCUUAAUCCUUUAAAAUGGGCAAUAUGAAGUGUGAGAUAAAAAUAGAGACACAGACCCUGAGGACAGUACAUCCAUCUGACAAAAAAAAACAAAACAAAAAAAAACACAAAGUCUGUGUAAACAGGUUUAUCUCCAGGCAUUCAGAGCAAGUGCUUUCUCAUUUAAUUAGUGUGUGCUAAACCUCUCUGAGGCAUGAAAUCAUCCUUAAAGCAAUCCACACAAAUCCCCCCACUCACUCAGUACUGUUCAAUUAGCCCACACGCCCUUGAUCUCUGAAAACAUACGUAUCACUGCAUCCUGUCACAUGAGCUCUCACUUAUUCUCCACCUCAAAAACACAUACCUGAAUGUACAGUUUGUGCAUAUGCCAACAUGUUUUAGAAUAGAAUAGAAUAGAAAAGUCCUUUAUUGUCAUUGUAACCAGUACAACAAAAUUAAAAAAGUGCCAAACAGUCAGUGCAUCAGUAAAAACAACUACAGUAAUAAAUAGCAGUACUAAAUAAAGAAAUAAAUCCCAAAGAGCUUUAAAUUCAAUUUGCACAAUUGACAUAUGGGAUAGCCACAUCCAGGUGAAUGUAGUAUCCAAUGUGCAUCCUAACACUGGACUUCGAUAGGGACAAAGUUUAAAAAUCUACUUUUGGAUUUUUCAAACUGAUGAAAAAUUCUAGAAUUAAACAAUCAGGAUUCAUAGGUGAAUCAAUUUUUCCUCACACAUAACCUUCCUUAAGGCAUUGAGUUAUUGCUGUUGGAUCAAAACUGUUUUUAAGUCUGUUUGUUCUUGAUUUGAUUGUCCUGUAACGUCUGCCUGACGGCAAAAGUUCAAACAACGAGUGACCAGGAUGGAAAGUGUCUUUAACAAUGCUCUGAGCUUUUUUAGCACAGCGAGCACUGUGAAGGUCGUCCAGUGAGGGAAGGGGGCAACUGACUAUCCUCUGGGCUGUGUUGACGACCUGUUGGAGAGCCUUUUUCUGGGCCACAGUGCAGCUGCUAAACCAUACACAUAUACAAUACAUCUCUUUAAAAAUAGAUCAAUUCAUCCUAUCAAAUCUGUAACUUGUGCUCUCAUCUCAAAAUAACGCUCUACAUUAAGUCUUUCUAAAAAUAUCACACAAUUUUCUUUAAGAAGGUGUGGAAUUGCAACAACAUCAGGAAAAGUAAAUCGAACAUGGUUAUCGUAAAAGGAAUGAUAAGGUGAGCCCUAAGUAGGGUGUUAAAGGAAAUCUAACUCAUGAGAGACAGAAAGAAGUAGAGGUGUGUCGAAAGCAGGGGAUUUAGAGACUUUGGCGGCACGUGCGCGGCUAUCCUACUUUGAGAUGAUCACUCUACAGUAUGAGAUCAGAGACAAAGAAGAGGAGGAGAGUCCAGCGGGAGAGACAGAGAGGUCAGCAUCCUGACAGUCAGAGCUGCACGGCAAACGGAGAGGACAGAAAGUUUUAUUGGCAGGGUUGAACUUACUUGGAGUGUAUUUGUAGCAGUUUGAGAGUUUUAUUCAUUCACCAAAAAGCUGGACUUGAAGAAAACAAAUUAGGAAUAGAGACCUGAAAGUAAAAAUAGAAAAAAACGAACUUUUUUUUUUCUUCAGACAUCAUGGCACAGAAGGUCAUCGGCUCACCGUUCCUCAAGCCUUUUUUCCUGAAGACGCCGGUCAGAGUGGUCGGCCCUCUGCGACAGAGACGACACACACUUCCUGCCAGCGAGUUCAGAAACCUCACGCCACAGGACGCCAUCAGCGUGUUUGAGAUCGAGAGGGAAGGUGAGUCAAACUCAAACAGAAAACAAAAUUAUGUUUCAUCAAAUGAAUGUUUUUGUUUUGUUUUAUUUAUUUAUUUUUUGUAUGAAAGAACCUGAUUGUUUUGGACUCGGGGAUCAUACUGUAUUAUUCUGCUCUGUUACAGGAAAAGUUACUCCUCUUUUCUUCCUUAAACUCCAUUCUCUACUGCUCAGUACAAUCUCUGCCAGUUCUUACUUGAGGGGGAUGACAUUUCCUCCAUCCUGUAGUCAUCCUGAUCUUAACUGUGAUUACUCACAGGGCUUGACCCACAGUCUAAACCGGUUCUUUUUACUCCACAGCAUUUGUCUCUGUGUCUGGAGAGUGUCCUCUUACCCUUGAUGAGGUACUUAACUUCUUGAGCCAGUGUCCUGAGCUCUCGCUGGGCUGGUUUGAGGAGGGACAGCUGGUAGCUUUCAUUAUCGGCUCUGGCUGGGACAAAGAGAGACUAUCACAGGUGGGACUGGAUUAUUAAAAAAUGAAUGAUGCUCGCAGUUUGAUAAAGAUUGUUUUUCUUAUUAAAAAAUUAAUCAAUUUUUGAUUAAAUUCAUCUUGUGUGUGAAUUUUGGUGCCUUGGUGAUCUAAAUGUAAUCCACUCCCUUCCAGGAGGCAAUGACUCAACAUGUCCCGGCCACCUCCACUGUGCACAUCCAUGUCCUGUCUGUGCACCGCCAUUGUCGCCAGCAAGGCAAAGGCUCCAUCCUUCUGUGGCGGUACCUGCAGUACCUGCGCUGUAUGCCAGGUCUCCGCCGGGCUCUGCUAAUCUGCGAGGACUUCCUGGUGCCCUUCUACCUCAAGGCUGGCUUCAAGGAGAAAGGAUCAUCAGCCAUCUCUGUAUCCAACAUGCAAUUCCAAGAGAUGGAGUACACGCUUGGCGGGCAGGCGUACGCCAGGCGAAACAGUGGUUGCUAGUCCACCAGGCACAAUCUUCACCCACCCUUCCUCCACCAACUCACUUCUUACCUGGACUCAUGGCAGGAAAGAUUAACAAAACACAGCUGGACAGAUGGAGGCAAAGAGCCCAGUAUGCACCAACAGACUUCAUCCAAUUUUUAUAUCAAGGUCUGUCUAUGUGGAGCUCCACACACUAUCCACUGAAAAAGAAUGUCUGUGUGAAGACAGGAGGACAGUCAUGCAUAGAUAAGAAAAACUGCUUUCCACUUCGUGCCUUUAGAAGAUAACACAUCCAUAUUUUAUUCACUGUUUCCUGUGAUUAGAAGUCUGUUUCAGGUGUUCCCUUAAUUCCAAGACUGUCUGCAAAGUAGCAAAAGCCCAGAUAAAGCAGGAAAAGAUUAACCUACCUCAGACACUGGCAGCAUGGCAUGUCGCCAGCUAGCCUUUAAUAGUGACCUGCCUGUCUUCUUUGAUAUUAGAUUGCAUGAAAAUCUUGUUAACUAUAGGAAACGAGCUUUAACAACAGGAACUUCAGAGAAAUACUAGGUCAAAAUCAAAAAGUUCCUAACCAGAUUUACAACCUUAAGAUCUCAUGAUCAUAGAGAAACAGAAUAAAAUGGAUGGAUGUAAAUCUUCUAUGGGCUUCCUUACAGAUAGUAAAUCAUAUUCUUUCUGGUAUCAAAAGUAGUAUUGAAUUUCCCUUCAGGGUUCAAUAAAGUUCUUCUUCUUCUAGCUCAGCUUUUUCAGCGUAAUGCUAGUUUCCGUUUUAUUUUUUUUUGUCUUUCUUCAAAAAUCUCUUUUGCAGUUUUAUUCAGACAAAUACUGGAAAAUCAAAGGUAUACGCUUUAAAUUGUAAAUAUUGCUCUUUUGUAGGAGUAGACCAUAGAAGCCAAAGGGUGUGUUUAAUCCGACUGUAGCUAUUAUCAAAGUGAGUUACCAAGGAUGUUACAUGUUGAUCAUGCAGCCACACUUCAAUACUUUGAACAUGUUGAAAAUCUGUAUUAAUGAUUGGUUGUUUUUUUGUUGCAUUAUUUAAAUAAAUCAUGAACAAUGAAAGCGUUUAUCUUGUUUGUUUUUUUUCAUAUUAAUA
Xyrichtys novacula (pearly razorfish) is the source of this 5153-nucleotide messenger RNA. The record is from the annotation of a GenBank genome assembly. Lineage: Eukaryota; Metazoa; Chordata; Actinopteri; Labriformes; Labridae.